AGGAAAUUUACAGCAAUACAAGAUGGACAUCAUUUUGUAGUGUGAGCAAAGACAGUCUGAAAUGCUGAAUAGAAUUGACGAGACAGAGUACCAGAUAUGUGGCAUAAAGACCACCGACAACUGGCAUUCAGAAAACUGCGAUUAUAACCUCGAACAGAAGUCGCCAGAGAACAAAAAGAAAAAGAAAUCAAGGGCACUUGGAAUCAACCUUACUUGUUGCAAGUAUGACUGUGUUAGAAAAGCAGCCCUUGCAGUGGGGCUACAUGAGGUUGGGGACACAGAGGACUGGAUUGUCUACUGGACUGACUGGUCUGUCUCCAUGGACCGCAUCAUGGACAUGAAAAGGUAUCAGAGAAUCAACCAUUUCCCUGGCAUGAGCGAGAUCUGCAGGAAAGAUCUGCUGGCUCGAAACCUCAAUCGUAUGCGACGCAUCUUUCCCAAAGAAUACAACAUUUUCCCAAAAACCUGGUGUUUACCUACAGAUUAUGUUGAGUUCCAAGGACACUGUCGAAUGUGGAAGAACAGGACGUUUAUCUGCAAGCCUGACAGCGGAUGCCAAGGCAAAGGCAUCUACAUCACCCGCCAGCCCCAGAGCAUUGGCCCCGAUGAGCACAUCAUCUGCCAGGCUUACAUCUCCAAGCCCUUCAUCAUUGAUGACUACAAAUUUGAUUUACGGCUGUAUGUCCUGGUGACGUCAUCUGAUCCUCUCAGGAUAUUUUUGUACAAAGAGGGCCUUGUGCGCUUUGCGACAUCUAAAUACAGGAACCCUCAUAGCAACAACAUAAGUGACAUGUGUAUGCAUCUCACCAACUAUGCGAUCAACAAACAUAGUGAGAACUUUGAUCCUGAUCACCAAAAAGGCAGCAAGAGAAAGCUCUCAUGGCUGAGGUCCUGGCUUGGAGAACACUCAUACGAUGCUCAGUCCGUGUGGAACGACAUUGAGGACGUGAUUACAAAGACGGUUAUUGUAGCGGAGCCCGUCCUCCGACAGAACUACCGCACAGCCUUCCCCAGCCACGUGGGCCCCAGCUCCUGCUUUGAGCUGCUGGGCUUCGACAUCCUGCUGGACAGCAAGCUCAAGCCCUGGCUCCUAGAGGUAAACCACUCCCCCAGCUAUAACACAGACACGGCCUUAGACAGUGAGGUGAAGGAGGCUCUGCUGAAGGAUACCCUGCUGCUGCUGAACCUGGGGGCAUGUGACCGCCGCAGGAUCGUGGAGGAGGAGAAGCGCUUGGUUCAAGAGCGACUGCUGCAGAAGCGUCAGAGUUCCUCACAGCGGGAGCUGCUUCUAAGCAGUCAGGCGUCGUGGCUAGCUGAGGGGGAACGGCACGAGGAGCGCCACGCAGGAGGCUUCUACAGGAUCUACCCCGGCGGCAAUGACCACAAGUACAGCCAGUUCCUUCACCAGGGGUCAAGCUACUGCCAGGAGACAGUGACCUCUAGAGCACGGGAGGAGUACGCCAGGCGACUGGUUCAGAAUCAGCAGGACAAAGACAUGGCUGCCCAGGGCUGGUCUCCAGGGCGACGGUGGAGACGGAGCGAGGGCAGAGGUCAGCAGGGGGAGUCGCCGGGGGAGCAGGGCAGGAAGAGCUGCGGUGACCUCCAGGGUGACCAGAAGCACGUGCGCAGGCAGCCCUCAACUCUGGGCCCACGCGACUGGGUCCUGACAGGGAGAGCCAACCACUCUGGCUCAGGCAAUCGUAUGGUGUGGGACUCGUACGAGCCCAGGCUGAUUAGUGAGGAGGAGGAGCUGGCGAGACAGCGUAGUCUGGAGCAGAGGGACACUCUGGUGAGGAAGCUGGGCUUAGUGAACGCCAUCCAGAGUCUCCUGCGGCCCAGAACUCAUCACUGCAUACCAGCCAUGACGCUCCACCCAAUCAGCCAAGAACGGAGCCUACGCCUCCAGGAGCACAACUUCAUGAGCACAAAGCUUCAGCCAUCCUCUCCCCGCCACACUGUCACCCUCAAGUCCAGCCGAAUCCAGCCGCUUCUCUACAAGUCCACCCACGGUUCUUCUGUGUCACACAUGGGGAUGCAGAUCAACUUGCCAAGGCUGUACCCACGACCAAAGAUGGUGGCUAAAGGGUCCAGGCCUGGUCAACUCCAUGUCCGUGUGAUCAAUCUGGACAUGCCCAACUCCGGGAAUCUGGAACACAGACAGCCGACCUUGCCCCUGAUAUCAAACCACUCUGCAGGCCAUCUGAAGAGUCAGAAACACUUCAGUCGAGGACACCUGUCUGAGCCUCAAGGCUGUCUCUCAUUGAGCUCCAUGGAUGAUUCAGUCCUACUACACUGGGAGGCAACAGACCUGAAACCCAACAGAUUUGAUUGACCUGGUUAACUCUGAACACCACAUCUGAUUGUAUAAACUUUGUUUAACCCAUUUACCAUAAAUAACUAUUUUCUGGUCACUAAAA
Molecule: messenger RNA, 2417 nt
Organism: Sardina pilchardus (European sardine)
Lineage: Eukaryota; Metazoa; Chordata; Actinopteri; Clupeiformes; Clupeidae
Product: tubulin polyglutamylase TTLL13-like
Exons: 15
Coding region: 62-2332 (756 amino acids)
Biological process (GO): microtubule cytoskeleton organization; protein polyglutamylation
Cellular component (GO): cilium
Molecular function (GO): tubulin-glutamic acid ligase activity; tubulin binding
Source: RefSeq, a predicted model, not a curated record